Molecule: messenger RNA, 1683 nt
Organism: Danio aesculapii
Lineage: Eukaryota; Metazoa; Chordata; Actinopteri; Cypriniformes; Danionidae
Gene: chmp5a
Product: charged multivesicular body protein 5a
Exons: 8
Coding region: 87-746 (219 amino acids)
Biological process (GO): vesicle budding from membrane; late endosome to vacuole transport via multivesicular body sorting pathway
Cellular component (GO): multivesicular body
Source: RefSeq, a predicted model, not a curated record
UUCCACGACCAACCGGAAGAAGCCCGUUGUGGUGGUCGGCAUUUAAAUACCUCUACAAAGCAAAUAAGUGUCAUUCCCAUAUAAAUAUGAACCGAAUUUUCGGUCGAAGCAAACAAACGCCGUCUCCUAACCUUUCUGACUGCAUAGGCAAUGUGGACACGAGGAUCGAGUCAAUCGACAAGAAAAUAGCGAGAAUCGAUGCUGAGCUCAUGAAGUAUAAGGACCAGAUGAAGAAGAUGAGGGACGGACCCUCAAAAAAUACGGUGAAGCAGAAGGCAAUGAGAGUGCUGAAACAGAAGAGAAUGUACGAGGGGCAAAGAGAUCAACUUUCUCAACAGUCUUUUAAUAUGGAACAAGCCAACUAUACAAUCCAGUCUUUAAGGGACACCAAAACAACAGUGGAAGCUAUGAAGAUUGGAGCAAAAGAAAUGAAGAAAGCAUACAAACAAGUGAAGAUGGAUCAGAUUGAAGACCUGCAGGAUCAACUGGAGGACAUGAUGGAAGAGGCCAACGAAGUACAGGAAGCUCUCAGUCGCAGUUACGGCACACCAGAGAUCGAUGAGGAUGAGCUGGAAGCAGAACUGGAUGCUCUUGGAGAUGAGUUACUGCUGGAUGAUGAUAGCUCUUAUUUAGACGAAGCCUCAUCUGCUCCCUCUAUUCCUGAAGGGAUGCCCAGUGACACCAAAACCAAUAAGGAUGGCGUUCUGGUGGAUGAGUUUGGCCUGCCACAGAUCCCUGCCACAUAAGAAUCUGUUUUCAAGAGGAGUUUGUUUUUUUGUUUUUUUAGUAUGUUGGAAGAAAUGUUUUUGUGCUGAUAUUGAAGUUUUGUUGUAUUCAUUAGACAGUCUAGCACAUGGCUUUGUAACUAUAAUGUGUUGAACAUAAUAUUCUAAGUUUAAUUAGAAUUUAACAUUCAAUUUUGCAGUAACUUUUAGUUUUUGGAUAUCCAAAUAAGGCACAUUGCAAAUGGGUCAAAGACAAAAGGCAAGGCAAGGCAAGUUUAUUUAUAUAGCACAUUUCAUACACAAUGUUUAUUCAAAGUGCUUUACUUAACAAGAAUAAAAGAAACAAGAAUAAGAAAUAAAUACAACAAAGAAUAAAAGGUUAUGAAAGACAAGGAAUAUAAAGAAAAAGAAAGACAUAAUAGUGUGAUCUGUCAGAUGUGGCACAGUGCUUAUUCAGUAAAGGCACAGCUAAACAGAUGUGCAAAAGGGAUUUAAAAGCAUCAGCAUAAAACGGCUAUUAGGAUAUUUACAACAAGAGUCAUUCAAAGACUUUAUUAGAUUUUAUUUAUAAGGAUAACUUGCCAAGAAAUUAAAAAAUAAAGUUACUAACUAUGCUUGAGUUUCUUUUCUCUGCUCAAUACAAAGUGAAUUUAUUUAGAAAAACUGUUGGUAACCUAUAGAGUUUUGUGGUAUAGGAAACAAAAAUAAUUUGGAAAUGAAUGCUUACUUCCAAUAGUUUUUUUUACAACCAUUGGUCGAAAUAUCUUCGCUUGUGUUUAACAGAAAAAAGAAACGUGUACAGGUUUGGAACAAGUAAAGGUUGAGAAAACAAGGACAAAAUUUUACAUUUCUGGGGGAAACUAGCUAACAAACUAUAACCCUAAAAUAUUACUUAAUUGUCAUUAAAAUUUUGUAUAUUUUGCCACAAUCUAUAAAACCAGUAGGUUUUACCCAUUUG